Molecule: messenger RNA, 909 nt
Organism: Procambarus clarkii (red swamp crayfish)
Lineage: Eukaryota; Metazoa; Arthropoda; Malacostraca; Decapoda; Cambaridae
Source: RefSeq, a predicted model, not a curated record
UGGGGUGUUGACUUGGGUGGAGCCUCAGCCAAUGACAGUUCAUAUGUGUUGCUUGUGUUGGUGUGAGCUGUUGUGCUCCUCCUCCUCCCUCCAUCAGUGUUACCUUCAGUGUCAGAAGUUGUACCUAGGAAGAUGACUACGAAGCUGGCUAGUGGUCACCGGGUGGAGGCCAUGAGCGAGGAGUGGCUGGCCAGGAUGGAGGAGGAACAGACGCUCUACAACCAUGGUAUGAUCCGCCUCAGGCCCGGAGGCUAUCUCUACCCGACACUCUUCACCAAAUAUGCUGACACCAUCUACAACUUCAAGUUCACUGAAGGUGACGUACUUGUGAUGGGAAUGCCCAGGUCUGGGACGACCUGGAUGUUGGAGUUGGUGUGGACGAUGCUUCACAACCCCGACCUCAACAACCAGAGGGCCGACCUGCCCAUCUUCAUCAGAGCACCGCAUAUAGAGUAUGACAUUCUUAUUAGUUUAUCAGUGGUGUACAUUGCUAGAGAUCCCAAGGACGUGGUUGUAUCGCUAUUCUAUCACUUCUGUAACGUAAAGUUCCACAACUAUACUGGCACCUUCGACAACUUCGUCAAACAUUUCAUGAACAAUGAUUUGUUGUACUGUCCCUACUGGCCCAACCUGAUGAUGGCCUGGGGGCAAAAGGAUGAGACCUUUUUGCACUUUGUGUUUUAUGAAGACUUUAAAGCUGACAUAAAGAAGGAACUUGGAAAACUGAAUGAGUUCUUGGGCACCAACCUCUCCCAACAGCAGCUUGAUAAUGUUGCCGAACACUGUUCUUUCUCCUCGAUGAAAGCUCGAAGUGAAAAAGAUGCUGCAAAUUAUCACCAAGGUGCCCAGAAGAACGAAGGAGACUUCUUCAGGAAAGGCUCGUGGGGUGGGCGACCAAGCCCCCGAGUC